Rotaria socialis is the source of this 591-nucleotide messenger RNA. The record is from the annotation of a GenBank genome assembly. Lineage: Eukaryota; Metazoa; Rotifera; Eurotatoria; Philodinida; Philodinidae.
AUGGUGAGUAUGGCCGGUCAACAACAACGCCAACAAUGUUCAUCACGAUAUCCGAGUUUAUUAGUUACAGUUAAAAAUGAAACAGAAGAGCGAUCAGUAGCUGAGUCGCAUUCAAAUUCGCGAACACGCCGUUCCAAAGAUAACUACCGACCUUAUACUUUUCAACAGAAAACUGUCUACUACAAUAGUAAUCAUCGCCAUCAACAGCAGCAAUAUUAUACUCAUCCACAGCAUACAUCACCACGUCGCCAACCGCAACAAAAAUAUUAUAACAAUUACGAUCGUAUACAUUAUCCUUAUCAACAUCAACCGAUCCGGCCAUUAAUGGAAAUGAAAGACGAUUUAUUUUCAUCGCAUCAUGAUUUAAAUGUUGAUGACGAUAACGAUAAUGAUACGACUUAUCAUUCUGUCCAACAGAGAGAACCUAAACAACGUGGACAAUAUCGUAAUCGAAAAGCUGAAUUAGACUGGGAUCAUGCAUUUGAUUUAGAUCUUAUUGAUUUCUAUCCAACUCACAAUGAUAUCGACAAUCAUUCGUUGACAAGUACAAGUACAAUCAGUUCAAGUGAUCAUUCGUUUUCUUCUGUUUAA